Molecule: messenger RNA, 186 nt
Organism: Echinococcus granulosus
Lineage: Eukaryota; Metazoa; Platyhelminthes; Cestoda; Cyclophyllidea; Taeniidae
Exons: 2
Coding region: 1-186 (61 amino acids)
Source: RefSeq, a predicted model, not a curated record
AUGCCAGUGAUCAUUCAGCUGCUCGCUCGGCAAACAAUCACAAUAAUGUUCAAUGUUGGCGAACUGAUAAUCCGUAGAUCGGUCAAUUUGGUGCUGGAGAUGGUGCAAGCGUCGAAACCCUCACUUCCUACUAAGAUGAACUGCCAGAUCAUUGCAGCGACUACGAAUUCUAGCUUUUUCCAUUAA